AUGCAAGUCCCUGAAAGUUUACGAAGAAAGAUAAGACAAAUACGUGAAGAAUUAAUGGUACUUGCUGGAGAUGCGCAGCUUAUCGUUGAUAGUACGGGUGCGUAUGCGAUACUUGGAGACAACGUAACGAAUUUGAUGGAAUCCGUUAGUGACAAUACGUUGUUCCCCUAUGUUAUGGACGUAAUGACCGCUCCAGAAGAAGGAUACGAUUCAACGAAGGAUAUGUCUGAUUCUGAUAUAACAGGUCUAUUAUCUAUCGCAAUAAACCCCACUAAUUUAAACAGACAACGGGUAAAUGCUUACAGACGUCUCGGGGAUUAUAUCUAUGCUGCCCAGAUGGAACGAACCACUACAUCGAUAGAACAGGAAUUUCGAACGUAUUCACAUCAGAAUGGUUCACGAAUACGAACGAUAGCCUUGAGGACAAAAGGAUUAGCACAAGGAGCCAAAAUACUCUAG
Molecule: messenger RNA, 459 nt
Organism: Diversispora eburnea
Lineage: Eukaryota; Fungi; Glomeromycota; Glomeromycetes; Diversisporales; Diversisporaceae
Source: the annotation of a GenBank genome assembly